AUGAUUUCCAGGCACAUUCUGCCUCUUGUCGUCGGGCCAUUCCUCGUCGCCUCUGCCUUUGGCGGAUAUUCGGCGUCUCUUUCCUUUGAGGAUACGGAUUACGGCCCUGAAGACUUGCUGGUCAGGGACUUUCUUGUGCUGGGCGGCGGAGCCAGCGGCACCUAUGCUCGCCGUGCAUACGUCAACUUUCGAAACGGCCAGCCGGCAGCCAGUCCAGACCAAGCUACAAUCCAGGGCCUUUUGGGCUACUUCGAUACGCUGGCCCAGUUUCCCUACCUCGCAGACGGGUUCGAUCUGCCUGAGCCCGUGCCGGAGGACUUGCUUCUGCCGCUGGGCGACUAUCUUGAAAAGUACAAUUUGAGCAGCAUUGCCUACUUCAUCUUCGACCAGGCGCAAUGCCAGGGAAACCUGCUUGACCAGCCGACACUGUAUGUGGCCAAGUACUUUGGAACGGUUAACAAGGCGUCUGUGGUGCACGGCUAUCUCACGUCGGCGCGGCUGAAUAACUCGGAGCUCUACUCGGCAUCGCAAAAGCACCUCGGUUCAGACGUCCUGCUACAAAGCCAGAUUCUAGGGCUCCGGCGGACCGGACACGGCGUCACGGCAAUCGUUUCCACUCCGUCGGGAAAGAAGCUCGUCAAGGCCAAGAAGCUGAUAUCGUCCAUCUCCCCGCAGCUCGACAGCGGCAACCUCGCCGGCUGGGAUCUCUCUGCCAAAGAAACGAGCCUUUUCGGACAGUUCAACAGCUCGGCGUACUGGACCGCGUUGGUGACUAAUACAGGACUGAGCAGCUCGGUGAUGUGGAAAAAUACAGACCCGGCGCAGGUCCUAGAUAUCCCUCGGCUCCCGCAGGCCUACGUGAUCUUCCCGACGGGCACCAUCGAGAACGUCCUGCACGUCUACUACGGCAGCCCAUACGCAAUUCCGGAAGAGCAGGUCAGACAGGACAUCGUUGCCGAAGUGCAGCGAGUGCAGGCACUGGCCGGCGUGCCCAUCACACAGCCGGAGUUUCUGAUCAUGGAUGCCCACAUACCUUUCCAAUGCACAGUAAGCACGGAUGCGAUCCGCAAGGGGUUUUACAGGGACCUGAACGGACUGCAGGGCGAGCUCAGCACAUUUUGGACGGGAGCAGCAUUCCACACUCACGACUCGUCGUUGUUGUGGCAGCGAACAGAGAAGCUGUUGCCGUCUUGGUUGGCAUAG
Molecule: messenger RNA, 1203 nt
Organism: Grosmannia clavigera kw1407
Lineage: Eukaryota; Fungi; Ascomycota; Sordariomycetes; Ophiostomatales; Ophiostomataceae
Product: amine oxidase flavin-containing superfamily
Exons: 2
Coding region: 1-1203 (400 amino acids)
Source: RefSeq, a predicted model, not a curated record